AAAAAACAAGAAUGAGAACGAGAGGUUUGAUAUUGGCAUCUUGUCUUCUGAUUCUUGCCCUAGUUCAUCACUCGGAAGCAGCUUCAGUGAGAAAUCUGCUCGUGAAUUCCCGCCAUGGCUUACCAGACAAGAAGUUCAAGAUCUCGGAUGAUGAUGAUGAAAAAGUUUACACGAGGAAAGUGGCCGUGGUGAAGACGACGAACCCUAACUCGACUUUGGAAUCGAAGCGGGUUAUUCCCACCGGUCCAAAUCCAUUGCACAACAGGUAGUUUAAGUUUGAAGGGUGUAACAAUAUAUAUAUAUAUAUCAAAUAUGUGCGUUCUACCAAAAAAAGGGGGUCUUAUGUGUAAUGUGAACGUAUAAGUAUAAGGCUCUUUAAUGUGAGUCUUAAAAUUUUAAUUACUUUGAAUUUCCAUGGA
Tarenaya hassleriana is the source of this 419-nucleotide messenger RNA. Its product is annotated as CLAVATA3/ESR (CLE)-related protein 19. The record is from RefSeq and is a predicted model, not a curated record. NCBI's taxonomy places the organism in Eukaryota, Viridiplantae, Streptophyta, Magnoliopsida, Brassicales, Cleomaceae. The coding region runs from base 12 to 269 and encodes 85 amino acids. The transcript has a single exon.